Messenger RNA from Cordyceps fumosorosea ARSEF 2679, 1281 nucleotides. RefSeq names its product exs. The coding region runs from base 1 to 1281 and encodes 426 amino acids. The transcript has 2 exons. Gene Ontology annotation, cellular component: membrane; cytoplasm. The record is from RefSeq and is a predicted model, not a curated record. NCBI's taxonomy places the organism in Eukaryota, Fungi, Ascomycota, Sordariomycetes, Hypocreales, Cordycipitaceae.
AUGGACGGCGAUCCAAGGGUCGAGCCGCAGCUCGACUCCUUUAGCUUGACGUUUCCUCUCCCAUUUCGCGUCGGCUUUAUCAUAACCCUCGCCGUCUGGGGUUGGGGCCUCAACCUGCACGGCCUGCAGCUCGCGCGCAUCGACCUCCCCGCGCUCAUCCGCUACCCCGGGCGCACCUCGCCGGCCGCGCUCUCGCACCACCUCUCCACCUACCGCUUCGCCACCGUGCUCUCCGCGCUGCUCGGCCUCUGCCUCGCGCUCUUCUGGCUGCUCACCCUCCGCGACCCCCGGCGCGUCGUCGACCACGGCUGGCUGCCCCUCGCCUACCUCCUCGCCCUCGCCGCGCUCUUCGCCGUCCCCCUGCGCAACCUUCCCGGGCAGGGCCGGCGGCGCUUCCUCGUCACGCUGCGGAGGGUCAGCGUGGGGGGUUUGGCGGGGGCGAGGGACGGCAAGUUUGGGGACAUACUGCUGGCGGACGUGCUGACGUCGUACGCCAAGGUGCUGGGGGACGUGUUCGUGACGGCGUGCAUGUUCGCGUCGCCGGGGGGGUCCGCGACGGAUAGGCCGAACCGGGACUGCGGCGGCGUGGUGGUGGUGCCGCUGCUGAUGGCGGUGCCGAGCCUGAUCCGCCUCCGGCAGUGCGUGAUCGAGUACCUGCGGGUGCGCGACGCCAACAGCAGCCGCCACCACGAGGAGUCGACCAACGGCUGGGGCGGCCAGCACCUCGCCAACGCGCUCAAGUACGCGACGGCCUUGCCCGUCAUCGUCACCAGCUCGAUGCAGCGCAGCGCCGAGGCGGCUGGCGACGCGUCCGCCGGGCCGGGCCUCUACCGCGCGUGGCUCCUAGCCGUCACCGUCAACUCGCUCUACUCGUUCUACUGGGACGUCACCAAGGACUGGGACCUCACGCUGUUUGCGCCCUCGUCGACGGCCAAGAUGCUGCGGGCGCCCGCGUCGUCCCACCACCAGCCGUGGGGCCUGCGCCCGAGGCUCGCGUUCCGCCUGCCCAGCCUGUACUACGGGGUCGUCCUGCUGGACCUGCUGCUGCGCUUCACGUGGUCGAUGAAGCUCAGCCCGCACCUGGACCGCUUCAGCGGCUGGGAGGUUGGCAUCUUCGUGGUCGAGCUGCUCGAGGUCUUCCGCCGCUGGGUGUGGAUCUUCUUCCGCGCGGAGACGGAGUGGAUUCGCACGACGAGCUCGCCGGUCCUGGGGCUGGACGACGUGCUCCUGGGCGACUACCGGGAGGCAGACGGUGACGAGGAGGAUGGUGAGGACUUUUGA